Molecule: messenger RNA, 1132 nt
Organism: Zootermopsis nevadensis
Lineage: Eukaryota; Metazoa; Arthropoda; Insecta; Blattodea; Termopsidae
Source: RefSeq, a predicted model, not a curated record
UUGACCUGAUUCCUCAACCGGCUGCGAGAGAAAAUGUGGAACGUCGCAAAACGUAUAAAUACCGAAGUCGGCCACGUCUUUCCUCAUUACGUGUUAAUAAAACUCCGAACGUGGGAGCGUUUUUAUUUGUGAUGUCCACGACAGGAAACGCUCUCCUGUUCCUGGCAGCGGUGGGCUCCGUAAUUGCCCCGAACCACGGCUACGAGGUUGCGGAAGGGCAGCGAGACGUCGACGUCGGAUACGAGUCAUCACCUACGCGGCCCACUUUUGGGGGAGGAAGACGGGAAGUCUACCCUGCUGUGAAAUAUGUGACGCCACAGAGCACCGGCUACGGCUUCGGGGCCUCCGAUCCCACCAGCUACUACGGGGAAGGAGACCACUUCGGUGGCGGGCAGGAUCUGCCUGGGAGAGUUAAAAUACAAGUGUAUAGGGGACCAAACUUGAAGUCGGACUACACACACUACGCACCAUGGGGAUAUUACGUCAUCCAGCCAAGUGACGGAAAAUGACGUGAUCUCCUGGAUUAGAAACAGAAUAAAGAUAAACUUAUCAGGUGCUACGAGGGUCAAUAUCCAACAGACUACACCAUUCAGUAUCCUCGGGACAGCCAGCAGCUUACGUGGGUUCAAUAAGUUUUAAUAAGCGCAUCCACAGUGACGACGUAGAAAAUAAAACUUGUUUUAGCCGUCAGAGUGGACCUUGGAGAAUUAUCUUCGUGAGGUUUGCCGACUCUGCAAUUGAAUUAGCCAAUGGCAAGCCAGCUACCAGUCACGCGACUCGAAGACGAGUCCCACCACCGGCCAGCACUGCGUUGCCCGUCGUGAGGAACCUUCAGUCGUGUUGCUUCUCUUCAACCGUCUAGUCCCGGCUGGUCGUCUAGAAGACUACACUAACCUAUACAAUAAUGUCUUAGGCACUUUAGCUAACUUUUUGCCUUGUUGUCAAUUCACUUCAAUUGAAUUGGUAGCAGAAUAUUAAGGUUUGCUUCAACAGGACUCAUCGUCGAUGAUCGAGCAGCAUUCGAACUUCGCGUUAGUUUGCUGGCUCUCAUCUUGAGUAAAUUGCUCGACCUGCAAAUGCGCCUGAUUCUACAUAAUCUCGUGCUAAGGAAGAGCAGACAGACCCAUUUUUU